Molecule: messenger RNA, 4323 nt
Organism: Penicillium cataractarum
Lineage: Eukaryota; Fungi; Ascomycota; Eurotiomycetes; Eurotiales; Aspergillaceae
Product: putative ABC multidrug transporter
Exons: 7
Coding region: 1-4323 (1440 amino acids)
Biological process (GO): transmembrane transport
Cellular component (GO): membrane
Molecular function (GO): ABC-type transporter activity; ATP hydrolysis activity; ATP binding
Source: RefSeq, a predicted model, not a curated record
AUGCCCGCUCCUCUUCACUCUCACCCCCAUGGUUCCUCAUUUGCUCCCGGGCAAGAAGUGCCAUCAUCUGGAGACAAUGGUCCCCGGGUGCAUGUUUGUCACGAGGACGAGGAUGCCAUCGCAGAUAUUCACCGGACUUUGACCGCCCAAGAGUAUUCAGAGCCCCACUCAUCCUUCGACAGGUUUCUUGAGCAAGAAGUCCAAGGAGGCAAGAAGCGCUCCAACCUAGGCGUGUGCUUCCAGUCCGUCUCGACUUGGGGCGAAGGUGAUGGCCAUGUCGAUGUGAAGACGCUGGGAACGGCCCUCUGGCGCACGUUGACCUUCAGAGAUGUCUAUGAAUGGACUGUCCAGCCAUGGUUAUCGGCCAAAGAUCCGCAGAAGGGUCGCCCACUUAUCCGAGACUUUUCCGGCGUUGUUCAAAGCGGAGAGAUGAUGCUCGUUUUGGGCCGUCCAGGAGCUGGCUGUUCGACAUUUCUUCGCACUAUCGCUGGUCAUCAUUCCUCUUUCUUAGGCGUGACAGGCUCGAUCGACUAUUCCGGCCUGUGCCCAGAUGAAGUCAGGAAGCAUUAUCGCAGCGCAGUCGCCUAUGUUCCCGAAGAUGACGUGCAUUUCCCCACACUUAAUGUCCGGCAAACGCUCGAGUUUGCGCUGCAAAGCAAGACUCCCAAACGCUAUCAGGAUCGGAUCCCCAAAUACCUGGAGAUUUACGGUCGAGUAUUUGGCAUGACCCACACAAUGAACACGCUCGUGGGCAACGAGUAUAUCAGAGGUGUCUCUGGCGGUGAACGCAAGCGAAUUUCCAUCAUCGAAUCCCUGGCAACCGAUUCAUCCGUGACUUGCUGGGAUAACUCGACCCGUGGCCUCGAUGCUUCAUCUGCUCUGGAUUAUGCGCGCAGUUUACGAAUUAUGACCGAUACCUGUGGAAAGGCGACUUUGCUUACACUAUAUCAGGCAUCGGAUGCCAUCUACGAGUUGAUGGAUAAGGUCCUUCUAAUCGAUGAGGGCCGCAUGCUCUUCCAAGGUCCGGCCAAAGAGGCAAAGCGGUACUUUGAGGAUUUAGGAUACGAGUGUGCGGAUAUGCAGACUACAUCCGACUUUCUCACUAGUAUCACAGUUCCUGAGCGACGGAGGUUCCGACCUGGCUGGGAGAACCGGGCCCCGAAAGGACCUAUCGAGAUUGAAGCUGCAUUCCGACAAAGUCAGGCAUUCAAGGCCAUUGAAGGCUCGGUAGAGCAAUACGAAGACAGAAGGUUUGGAGGCAAGGGUAGCUCGACAUAUCCUACCGACUCCGAGUGCGGUAGCGUGGAAGAGUUCAAGCGGACUAUGCAAAGCGAUAAAUCCCGCUUCGUAUCGUCCAAGUCUCCCUAUACCAUCUCCUUGUUCCGUCAGAUUGUCCUUUGCUCUCAGCGCCAAAUGUGGCAGUUGAAGGGCCAUAUGGGUCCCUUAUACAUCAAGCUUAUUUCUGCCGUGGUGUACGGUCUCUUGGUCGGCUCAAUGUUUUACAAGCAACCCCAGACAACGGAUGGGAUGUAUUCGCGAGGUGGAGUUCUUUUCUACUCCUCCAUUCUGCUCGCAUGGCUGCAGAUGUCAGAGCUGGAAGAUGCCAUGCAGGGUCGUGAUAUUCUCAGUCGCCAGAAGAAGUUUGCAUUUGUGCGACCCAGCGCAGUCUGUCUCGCUCGAGUUAUGCAAGAUAUGUUGGUGACAUUCAUCCUGACAUUCUUGUAUCUGAUCGUGUUGUACUUUCUUUCUGGACUACGCUCUGAGGCUGGUCCGUUUUUCAUCGACUUCCUUUUCAUCUACACGUGCACAGUCUGCCUGACAUCUCAAUUCCGAGUCUUCGCCGCCAUGUCUGGAAAUUUCGAGGUCGCAUUGCGAUAUUGCGGUGUAUCCGUGCUAUUUUGCAUUGUUUUUGGCGGAUACGUUCUGUCGGUGGACAAGAUGAUCCAAGACGUCCCGUGGGUUGUAUGGCUAGCCUAUACGACCCCUGCGCUAUACACUUAUGAAUCUGUGAUGGCUGCUGAGUUUCAUAAUGUGAACUUUACCUGUGCUGCAUCUUCAAUUGUCCCCUCUGGCUCAAACUACACCAAUGUUGCCUACCAGUCCUGUGCAUAUGCGGGAAGCAAGAUCGGCAGCAUUGUGGUGAACGGUGACGAUUACCUAGCCGCGCAGUUUGGGUUUUACUAUAGCCAUGUCUGGCGCAACUUUGGCAUACUCUGUUUGUUCACGGUCGCCUUCAUUGGCCUUACUUGCUGGCUAAGUGAGGUAAUGGAGUGGGAGCUGGACAGUGCAGGCCCAAUUCAAUACAAACCCACCCAAAGCUGGUUCAAGCGAAACAAGAAAAUCGGCAAUGAUGAAGAGAAAAAGUCAGUUUCAACAGACCCACGCGCAGCCCCAAUAGGAACUGCAGAAAAUACUCCUCUGCAGUCUUUGGAAGCGACCGAGUCCACAUUCACAUGGGCAGACUUGGAGCUGAACGUGCAGAUCGGAAAGGAGACCCGGAAGUUACUGGACGGAGUCUGCGGAUAUUGCAAACCUGGGUCUCUUACAGCGCUUGUUGGUGCAUCUGGAGCCGGGAAAUCGACGCUACUGACUGCCCUCACUCAACGGCAAAGCGCAGGUGUCAUUACAGGCUCCCUGUAUGUCGACGGCCAGCCCAUCGAUGGUUCCUUCAACAGGCAGAUUGGAUACUGUCAGCAAAUGGACAUCCACGACGAAAGUAGCACUAUCCGCGAAGCAUUCGAAUUCUCCGCCCUGCUCCGACAAAGCCAUGACAUCUCGAAAGAAGAAAAACUGGCUUACGUGGAAACGGUGCUACACACACUGGACCUCAUCGACCUGCAGAAUGCGGUCAUGGGAUCUUUGGAUAUCGAGAAGAAAAAGCGUGUCACGAUUGGAGUCGAACUCUGCGCUCGACCCAAGCUGCUGCUAUUCUUGGAUGAACCAACUAGUGGACUGGAUAGUCAGGGUGCGACUAGCAUUGUGGCUUUGCUUCGGCGACUGGCAGACCAGGGGCUAGCUGUGCUAUGUACAAUUCAUCAGGCAAAUCAGCAACAGUUCGAAGAGUUCGAUCGUGUUCUGGCCCUGAGCCCUGGUGGCAAAACCUAUUACUUCGGACCAGUCGGUGAAUCUGGAGCAGUGAUUUUCGAUUACUUCAACAAGAAUGGCUACGUUCCGCAAAAUGUCACCAACGCCGCGGACUUCCUAAUCGAAGUGGUCGUCGGUGGUAUGAAGGCCUCCGAAGACAAGGUCGACUGGGCGUCGAUCUGGCGGAACUCACAGGAAGCUGAAGAUGUUAAGAAGGAAAUUGCCAAAAUCCGCACUGGCAAGAGCCAUGAGGGCCUGGCCGCUCCACGUCCGCCGCCACUGUACCAGCAGAUAACCCUUCUAACCCAGCGGACUUGUCGUCAAUUUUGGAGAACGGCUGAGUACCCAUACUCACGCCUCUAUUCAUCCUUCUUGCAUGCUCUUAUCAACGGGCUGACCUAUCUCCAAAUUGGGAACAGCUCCACCGAUCUACAAUCCAAGGCUUUCUCUUGCUUCUUGGUCCUAAUGCUGGUGCCCGAGUUCAUCAACGCGAUCUCUAUGAGAUUCAUCAUUAACCGUGAUAUCUGGUUGGCAAGAGAAGGGCCUAGUGGAUUGUAUAAUUGGAUUGCUUUCAGCACUGCGCAGAUCAUUUCAGAGAUCCCGUAUACCAUUGUUGGUGGUGUCAUCUUCUACGUGUUGUAUUACUUCAUGGUUGGAUUACCACUGGGCUUCGCAGCUGGGUAUAGUUUCCUGAUGUUCUUCAUGUUCUUCCUUUUCGCCACAUCAUGGGGACAGUGGAUUGCAGCUUUGAGCUCGGACUCUAUGAUCGCCGCUACCCUAAUGCCAUUUUUCAUCAUCAUGUGUGAGCUGUUCAAUGGCAUUCUUCGACAUCAUGACCAGAUGCCGGUUUUCUGGAAGUACACAAUGUACUACGCCACGCCCUUCACAUACUGGAUCGGCGGCGUUCUAACAGCUGUCCUCGGUGGCACGCCUGUGAUCUGCACCGAGAGCGAACUGACUCUUUUCGAGAGCCCACCGAACAUGACUUGCGGUGAAUACGCCGGUCCAUGGCUUUCGGCACAAGGUGUGGGAUAUUUGUCCAAUGAGAGCAGCACCGGCACUUGUGGAUACUGUCCAUACAGAUGGGGCGAUGACUACCUGUCCGGCAUUGGGCUGGAUGAUUCCAAGCUUUGGCCGUACUUUGGCAUUUUCCUCGCUUUCACGAUCGCCAACUAUUUGAUGGUUUAUUUGCUGGUCUAUGUUCGAUCUGUUAUGAAGCCAUUCUGGCGAUCGAAGUGA